AUGACAAUGUACAGAUACGCAGCUUUUGCCUUGCUGGCGCUCCGUGCUGUUGGCGUGCUUGCUGCAGAAGAGGCAGAAGUACCCGUCGAUACACCAGCACAGACUCCAAACCUCGCAGUCUCGGUGUCUGCAUCCUUCCCAUCUGCCGAAGUCUUUGGUGUGAAAUUGAUCAAUGGGCACGCAACCCAAGCUCUCCUAGACUUCACCAACAGCGAGCCAGAGCCCGUACAAAUUGCUCUGGUCGGCGGCGCAUUAUCUACUCUGCGACCAUUAGCAAAGGGAGCUCAUCCAAGCGCUUUGAUUGUAAAGAAUAUCACGGCUACGAAAUAUGAUUUGGAGUUGCCAGCCGGAGAGAAGGCUAGCUUGCCAUUUACUUUCACGACCGAUUUACACCCGGCGGAUUUGAGAUUGAAUUUGAUCGCAGUGGUGACGAGCAAGGCGGGGACUGUUUACCAAGUUCAGGCUUUCAACGAGACUGUUACUGUUGUCGAUGCUGCUACCAGCAUUUUCGAUCCUCAGAUGCAAUAUCUUCUUACCUGGAUCGAGACUCUCUUCCCACAAACAAAGCGGGGCGGUAAGGGUGGAGAGAGAGCUAAGCGUUCAUCUGGUGGCUCUAAAAAGGCUGUUGAUCCCAAGGACCAGGUCUCAGUUAUUGGCGCCGAUGGACCAGCUGUUACUACCGGUGCUCUCGCCCAGAAGGCUUAUGAUGAGAGCUGGAUUCCAGAGGGACAUCUUAACAGACCAGCUGCCAAGCGCGUCAAGAGUGGCGCUUCUUCCAAGAUGAAGUAA
This is a messenger RNA of Glarea lozoyensis ATCC 20868, 789 nucleotides long. RefSeq names its product signal sequence receptor alpha chain. Lineage: Eukaryota; Fungi; Ascomycota; Leotiomycetes; Helotiales; Helotiaceae. Bases 1 to 789 code for a protein of 262 amino acids. The record is from RefSeq and is a predicted model, not a curated record. Gene Ontology annotation, cellular component: endoplasmic reticulum membrane; endoplasmic reticulum. The transcript has 4 exons.